GUGAGCUGGAGGUAACAGUGUGCGCGAGAGAGCCCGAGUGCAAGGGAAGCCUUAUCACGGAGGCACGGCUAAAGACUACAUUUCCAAAAUGCCGAAUAAAACUAAAAAAGAGAAGGAACCAAGCAAAUCAGUAAAAAGCAGCACGAAAAACAGUAAUGCCGGUGGUGGAAAGGAUGCUGGAACUGACAAUUCAGAAGAGGCCCAGCAGACAGCCAGCAAGCGUCCGAGCAACAGCACUCCACCUCCCACUCAGCUCAACAAAAUUAAGUACUCAGGUGGGCCUCAGAUUGUAAAGAAGGAGCGUCGGCAGAGUUCGUCACGAUUCAACCUCAGCAAGAACCGGGAACUGCAGAAGCUUCCCACCAUCAAAGAUGCCCCGCCCUUGGAUCGAGAAGAACUGUUUGUCCAGAAACUGCGGCAGUGCUGUGUGCUUUUUGAUUUUGUGACUGAUCCACUAAGUGAUCUCAAGUACAAGGAGGUGAAGAGAGCCGGCCUUAAUGAAAUGGUGGAGUACAUCACACACAACCGUGAGGUGGUCACAGAGUCCAUCUACCCCGAAGCUGUCAUCAUGUUUUCUGUAAACUUGUUCAGGACUCUUCCGCCCUCUUCCAAUCCUACGGGAGCAGAGUUUGACCCUGAAGAGGAUGAGCCCACUCUGGAGGCCGCUUGGCCCCACCUGCAGCUGGUUUAUGAAUUCUUCUUGAGAUUCCUUGAGUCACCUGACUUCCAGCCCAAUGUUGCCAAAAAAUACAUCGACCAAAAGUUUGUAAUGUCGCUUCUGGAGCUUUUUGACAGUGAAGACCCCAGAGAGCGGGACUUCCUAAAAACCAUCCUGCACAGGAUCUAUGGAAAGUUCCUGGGGCUGAGAGCCUACGUCCGUCGGCAGAUCAACAAUAUAUUCUACAGGUUUAUAUACGAGACGGAGCAUCACAAUGGGAUUGCAGAGCUCUUAGAAAUCUUAGGAAGCAUAAUUAAUGGCUUUGCCCUGCCGCUGAAAGAGGAGCACAAAAUGUUCCUCAUCAGAGUGCUUCUGCCUUUACACAAAGUCAAGUCUCUCAGCGUCUAUCACCCACAGCUGGCCUACUGUGUGGUGCAGUUUUUGGAAAAGGACAGCAGCCUCACUGAACCUGUGAUUAUGGGCCUGCUGAAGUUCUGGCCUAAGACACACAGUCCCAAGGAGGUGAUGUUUCUGAAUGAACUGGAGGAAAUCCUGGAUGUCAUUGAGCCCUCAGAGUUUGUUAAAGUCAUGGAGCCUCUGUUUAGACAGCUGGCCAAGUGUGUAUCAAGUCCACACUUCCAGGUUGCUGAAAGAGCAUUAUAUUACUGGAACAAUGAGUACAUCAUGAGCCUGAUCAGCGACAAUGCUGCUAAGAUCCUCCCCAUCAUGUUUCCCGCUCUCUACAAGAACUCCAAGAGCCACUGGAACAAGACAAUCCACGGGCUUAUCUACAAUGCUCUUAAGCUCUUUAUGGAGAUGAACCAGAAGCUGUUUGAUGACUGCACUCAGCAGUACAAGGCUGAGAAGCAGAAAGAGAAGUACAAACUUAAGGAACGGGAAGAAAUGUGGCAUAAAAUUGAAGAACUAGCGAAACAGAACCCUCAGAGUACAAAGGUUCAGCUGCGGCCCGGUCUGACUCAGGAGGAGUAUAUGAUGUAUAAUGAAGGAGGGAUGCCAUUGUACUCAAUGGAGACCGAGACCCCCACAGCCGAGGACAUCCAGCUGCUGAAAAAGACUGUGGAAUCAGAAGCCUCACAGGGGAUGAAAGAAAUCAAGAAAGACAAGGUUUUGAUGAGGCGAAAGUCUGAGCUGCCGCAGGACGUCUACACUAUAAAAGCCCUGGAAUCUCACAAGCGAGCGGAGGAGUACCUGACGGCCAACCAAGAAGCCCUCUGACGCGGGAGCCCCGGCACCCUCCACCUCGCCUAAACUGCUCCUCUCGUCUUGGUCCAAAAUCGUCGCCUGCUGUAACCCACCUCUCUAUUCCUCUGCCUAUAUCCACACUCCCUCCUCCCUCACUGUUGGAAAGCCCAAGUCCAGUCCACAGAGCAGUGGAGAGCUCCCAUGCACUCUUCCUCAUCUCCCCAACUCUUUCCCCCAUCCAUAGAUGCUGAUCCGCACACUGAACAGAAGCGACCGCUGGGUUGGUAGAAAGCAGUGUGGGUUGCAAAUAAUCAAUGCUCUUGUUGUGGUCGCUUUCCUUUUCUCUCUCCACACUUUAUGUUGCCCACUUUAUGCCGUCUCCAUUUGUCCGCAUGUUCCCUAUCCCGUUUUUACCGCUGCUUGAGAGCUUCUCCUGUUUUCCCAUCACCGCCUCUGCGAAUCUGUCGUGUCUGCAAUGAAGGGGCCACACUUAACUAAAUGAAUCAUGUUACUGGAGAUGUGGAGAUGGAAACCCUGUACUGAAUUUUAGAUGGCAUGGAUGGGAGCGAUUCUUGAUGUCAUACAAAAGAACUUGUUUCUUACAAAACAAGCUUUAUGAAUUAAACAUGCAAGUUUGAGAUUUCAACUCGCAUGGGAUUGUGAAUCUGUUUCAGAUGCUUUCCUAAACAGAGACCUGGUGCUGUAAACGUUUCAGGUAGUCAUCUGAAGUCACACAUUAGGAGGCAGAGGUUGAAGAGACUGACCUAGUGAUUGUGUUAAUGAUCAUGAUCAACAACAACAUAAAAGUAAGAGAGCUUUGUGGAAACAAUCACCUCUAUAUCCACCACCAGCAGAGCGCUUGAUGAUAAAAAUGCUGUAAAAGUAGUAUACAGUCCGUUUACAGUCGCAUAAAAGAAUGUGAUCUAAACGCAUGCACCAAUGGCCUAUUGGUCCACACUCCACUUGAGUUUCGUUUUUAGACUUAUACCUCUUGAACAGAUUCCCAUGAAAUCGCAAUGUGCUUUUUUUCACCUCCUGGCUUUUGUAAGUUGUCUUGUUUUGCUUCAUAGGUUUCCGUGAUUUAUAAAAACUAGACGAGAACGAAAAGCAAACUCCCGUUAAACUUUUUAAACACGACAACCGUUCAAGAUCGGGAACUACCGUCCUGUCCAAGACUGUCUUGUUUCGUUGUUGUUUUCACUUUAAGGCACCAAAGCAAUAUUUUCUUUCCAUAUUAGAACAGUAAAGACUGAUCUAGUGUACUGAUCAAGCGCUAUACAAUCCUCCUUAUAGGACUAUAUACUUAAAGAGAAAAGAUACUCGCUUACCUGUCCAGGCUUAAUAUAUGGAAAAGCGACAGCUUGCAAUUGCGACUACUUGUGUACUGUAUAUUGUCGUGUAUAUUGCUUACGAUUGUACCCUUGCCCUUUUCUGCCCCAACUUCAUCUUUUCUUUAGUUCUGUUUGCUUGUAUGACUUCAUUCUGAUGCAUGAUGUCCCCUCUCUGUUGUAAAGGUCUGUCCCGUGAAGUGUCACUUUGAUCAUUCCAAUAGUGAGGGAACAUUUACUCCUCCUACGGGCUGCUGGACAAUUCAAGCUGCUACACUUUUGUCGAAAUGUUUCGACUCGUGCUAUCACAGCCUAUAGUGUGCAGUGCAGAGGUGAAGUCUUUAAAUCAUUAGCCGUUUGAAGUGUCGUUACAUCACCUCAGCCUAUCAGUGUACGGGAAUGCCUUGUCCAUGCAAUCAAGAGCAUGAAUUGCCAACCUAGCUGCCUCUAAAUAGACCAAAACAUUCCAGAAACAAUCAGAGGCAACUUCACUCUUGAACGCAGCAUGAUUCCUGCCUCGAUGCAGCUUGACAGGCGAACGGGGCUCGUGUUCAGCUCGUCCGGCAGCAGCAACAAACCGAGGGAAAUUAAGAAAGUAUGGGUCUCUCCACACUCGCCCUUUCCCAGCCCUCCUUCCCCGAGUCUGACACUAAUCUUAAGCUGCUUUCCAGGUCAUAUGUACAUAUGUUGUACUUUAAUUAGGUUGAGCAUUACAUAGUAUGAAAGUCAUAUUUUGUACAGAUGUUCAUGUAUGUACAGAACAACAAUAAAGAAACACAAAAGACGUGACGGCCGGUUGUGUUGCUCAAGCCAUGUGAACUACGUAAAGGAUUAGUCACUCAUUGCACAUUGUCAAUCAGAUUAAUAAUCAGAUUUUUGUUUGUGACUUAAACGGCACACGACUGAGAUGCACCAUUACAUGUUUAUACCGUCAUAGAAAAGCAACCACUAAAUCUUGCCAAA
Pimephales promelas (fathead minnow) is the source of this 4152-nucleotide messenger RNA. RefSeq names its product protein phosphatase 2, regulatory subunit B', delta (gene ppp2r5d). Gene Ontology annotation, cellular component: nucleus; cytosol; protein phosphatase type 2A complex. NCBI's taxonomy places the organism in Eukaryota, Metazoa, Chordata, Actinopteri, Cypriniformes, Leuciscidae. Gene Ontology annotation, biological process: signal transduction; protein dephosphorylation. The record is from RefSeq and is a predicted model, not a curated record. Gene Ontology annotation, molecular function: protein phosphatase activator activity.